Messenger RNA from Hyaloscypha bicolor E, 582 nucleotides. RefSeq lists its product as uncharacterized. Bases 1 to 582 code for a protein of 193 amino acids. The record is from RefSeq and is a predicted model, not a curated record. Lineage: Eukaryota; Fungi; Ascomycota; Leotiomycetes; Helotiales; Hyaloscyphaceae. The transcript has 5 exons.
AUGAACCAAGGAGAAGCUGAGCAACUGUCGCCUGGGCUGCCAGCGGUAUCGGAGCGACAAGGUAUAAAAGCCAAUAACGGACGCAAUUUGUGUGCUACUUGCGCAGGCCUGUAUCCCAUUAGCGAUUACGGCGCAGAAUCACACUACCCUGUUAUUCCUUCCCGAGCUAUAUACACCAAGUUAUUCGUCAAGCAAUAUAGAUCGUGGUACGACGCAUGCUUAUCCGAUCACUCGAAGUACCGUCACUCCUCAGACUCAAAGGUCAAGCCGACAAGACUCAUCCAUCUCAAUGGACAUUCCGAAUUGGAUUGGCAAAAAGAAUCCGAAUACAUGGGACGCAUCUAUGCAAACGCUACCCUGAAUCUAGCCGCAACGGCAUCCGUAGAUAAUACCGAGGGUCUCUUCCACUAUCGUGAUUCCCGGGUUAUCAAACCAUUCCCUGUUUCUAUUAACUGGCGUUUCUGGCAUUUAGCAUAUAACAAGAUCAAUGACCGAAAGAUCCACUACGAAGGGAUCUACUACCUCCAGUUAGGAAGCAUAUAUGAAGAUGUAUUUACUGCUCUACUUAACAAAAGAGGCUAG